CAUGUGACCUCAUCACACACACACACUCUCACACACACACCGAGCCACCGUCAGCAGGAGGAGGAGCCAGCAGGCUGAGGAUGCUGUCAGGUUGCCGUGGUUUCAGCCUCCUGCUUCUUGAGCCGACCGUUGCGUGCGCGGCCGAAGGCUGAGAGCCGUGAGGAUUUAUGACAGGACGGAGGGAAGGAGGAGAGAAGGAAAGGAGGGGAGGAGGAGGCUGUGACAGCAGGAGGUGUUGAAGGGUGGAUUAUCGCUGCCGCAGAAAAACAUCAGAGUCAUCGUUUCCUCUGAGUUCCGGCCAUCAGGAAGCUCCAUCACUCCAUCUGAGCAGAGGGAGGACUGAAGGAGGAAUGGAGGGACUGUGAGUCCUCGCUGGUCCUCAGAUCCGAGGGGCGUCAUGACCUCUCAGGAAGAGGCGUCUUCCUUCAGGAGGUUCUUUCAGUACGUGGAGGACAGCGCGCUUCGAACAUACGACGGUCUGGUGAUCCAAAACGCUUCCGACAUCGCCAGAGAGAGCGACCGCGUUCGGAACCAGACCAACUGGACCUACCUGCAGGAGAAACACCAGAAGAAGAGACGGCAAGAAGAGGCCAUCAAGAGGAUUGGAGAAGACGUCGCCACGGCCUCAGAUGGGGCAUACUCUGGAAAACAUUUCAGGAUGGGCUUCAUGACGAUGCCGGCGCCACAGGACCGACUGCCCACGCCGACCCAAGGCUUCACGGUGCGAUCCCAGUCUCUUCACUCAGUCGGCGGCGGAGAGGAAGACUCCAACCACAGUCGCAAGCAACCUCCACCCAAACCCAAGCGAGACCCGACCACCAAACUGAGCAGCAGCUCUGAGGCGGUGGAUGGAGUCUCUGGUUUCAUAAAGAGAGAGUAUCAAGAAGCAAAAGAUGGUGCAGAACUUUCAGAAGCUCGAUAUCAUCACCACAGUGAAGAAUCCAGGAAGAUGCCUCCACCCAAACCCAAGAGAGACCCAAACACUCAGCUUAGCUCCUCUUUUGAUGAGUCCUACGUCCGUAACCACUGCAGCAAGAAGUCUUCCUUCCAAGGCGACAAAUCUUCGUCUCAGAGUCACAGCCCGGCAUCCAGAGACACGGACGAUGAAGAGCCGGUUUACAUCGAGAUGGUCGGAAACAUCCUGCGUGAGCUGAAAGGUCAGGAAGCCGUAGACGAUGAGCAGAGCGAGUCUGUGUACGAGGAGAUGAAGUACCCGAUGCUGGAGGACUUUCUGCAGGAUGUGCAGUCCACCAUCAUCGACAGUGAGGCGUGGUCUUCCCGCGGUUUGUUCUGUGACAUUCCUCCACCCUUCCCAAACCUCCUGACUCACCGCCCUCCGUUGCUCGUCUUCCCGUCCGCCCCGGUCCAGUGCUCCCCCAACUCCGACGAGUCCCCUCUCACCCCGCUUGAUGUCACUCGUCUGCCUAUGCUAGAAAACGUUAGCUUGAGUAAAUCGGGUGGAGCAGAGCACCCUCAGGGCUCCGGUCACCACCGUAAGGACCGGGACCGGGACCGGGACGCGUCCCACACUCACACAAUCACAUCCUCUGGUCGCUCAUCAGCCCCUCCCCUCGCCUCCAGUUUUUACAAGUCAUCUAGCUCCGCCCACAGCGUUCAUGGCUACCCCCGCAGCCAAUCAGCAUGCCCGUCUCCGGUCAGCAUGGGGCGCGCUCUGACUCCUCUGAGUUUGAAGAGGCCGCCCCCUUAUGACACUCUGAUAGCAGGAGGAAGCAUACCCCGCUCCUCUUCCUCUUCAUCAUCAUCCUCACAGAGGGCAGGAGAGGGUGGAGCUAAACUCAGUAACUCCUCGUCCGCCCACGGCUCCAUGCACAACGUCUCGGCGCGGUGCCAGACUCCCACCAGCCCGCUGGACGAACUCAACAACCUGUUUGCGUCCGGCAGGCAGGUGAUGAAGAGGGGCUCAGCAGGGAGGAAGAGCAGAGAGGGUGAAGGAGACUCCAAGUCUCUGCCAAGACACGACAGUAAAGACCGAGACGGACAAUCCAGUCCUGUUUCCAGCAGGAUGGGGAGGUCGUCUGUGAGCCCCACCAUGAUGCUGAUGGGCGGAGGAGGUGGAGGUGGAGGUGGAGGUGGACGAGAAUCAAAGACUGUGGGUAAACUGGGCCGGUCUGCAUCAACAUCAGGGGUUCCGUCUCCAGGCGGAACGCCACAGCGCCACCUCCAUGACGCCCACCACCCGGUCCUCAGCCAGGACUGAGCUUUGGUGAACAAACAGAGAGCAGGAGCUUCACAUCUUCUCCUGAACUUAGUCUCAAUCUGAAUUUGAAUCACUAACAGCCUGCAGCAGCUGAACAUACCUGGCUCGGUAACACCUGAUUACUAACAUGCUGAAGUUUCUAACAGUAGCACUAAUAUCACACUGAUGCUCGACUAACAGUGAGUCAUUCUGAAGCACUUUAACACAAUAAAACUCUAAAACUCCUCACUAAGAGUCAUAAACCCAAAUUUAUUCCUAUAGAUACUGACUCCGCUCCGUUCAGAUACUGACUCCGCUCCGUUCAGAUACUGACUCCGAUCCGUUCAGAUACUGACUCCGCUCCGUUCAGAUACUGACUCCGCUCCGUUCCGAUACUGACUCCGCUCCGUUCCGAUACUGACUCCGCUCCGUUCUGAUACUGACUCCGCUCCGUUCAGAUACUGACUCCGCUCCGUUCAGAUACUGACUCCGCUCCGUUCCGAUACUGACUCCGCCCCGUUCCGAUACUGACUCCGCUCCGUUCCGAUACUGACUCCGCCCCGUUCUGAUACUGACUCCGCUCCGUUCAGAUACUGACUCCGCUCCGUUCAGAUACUGACUCCGCUCCGUUCCGAUACUGACUCCGCCCCGUUCUGAUACUGACUCCGCUCCGUUCAGAUACUGACUCCGCUCCGUUCCGAUACUGACUCCGCUCCGUUCAGAUACUGACUCCGAUCCGUUCAGAUACUGACUCCGAUCCGUUCAGAUACUGACUCCGCUCCGUUCCGAUACUGACUCCGCCCCGUUCUGAUACUGACUCCGCUCCGUUCAGAUACUGACUCCGCUCCGUUCCGAUACUGACUCCGUUCCGUUCAGAUACUGACUCCGCUCCGUUCAGAUACUGACUCCGCCCCGUUCUGAUACUGACUCCGCUCCGUUCAGAUACUGACUCCGCUCCGUUCAGAUACUGACUCCGCUCCGUUCAGAUACUGACUCCGUUCCGUUCAGAUACUGACUCCGCUCCGUUCAGAUACUGACUCCGCCCCGUUCUGAUACUGACUCCGAUCCGUUCAGAUACUGACUCCGCUCCGUUCAGAUACUGACUCCGCUCCGUUCAGAUACUGACUCCGCCCCGUUCUGAUACUGACUCCGCUCCGUUCCGAUACUGACUCCGCCCCGUUCUGAUACUGACUCCGCUCCGUUCCGAUACUGACUCCGUUCCGUUCCGAUACUGACUCCGCUCCGUUCAGAUACUGACUCCGCUCCGUUCCGAUACUGACUCCGCUCCGUUCCGAUACUGACUCCGCUCCGUUCAGAUACUGACUCCGCUCCGUUCAGAUACUGACUCCGCUCCGUUCCGAUACUGACUCCGCUCCGUUCCGAUACUGACUCCGCUCCGUUCCGAUACUGACUCCUUUCCGUUUCGAUACUGACUCCGCUCCGUUCCGAUACUGACUCCGCUCCGUUCCGAUACUGACUCCGCUCCGUUCCGAUACUGACUCCGCUCCGUUCAGAUACUGACUCCGCUCCGUUCCGAUACUGACUCCGCCCCGUUCUGAUACUGACUCCGCUCCGUUCAGAUACUGACUCCGCUCCGUUCCGAUACUGACUCCGCUCCGUUCCGAUACUGACUCCUUUCCGUUUCGAUACUGACUCCGCUCCGUUCCGAUACUGACUCCGCUCCGUUCCGAUACUGACUCCUUUCCGUUUCGAUACUGACUCCGCUCCGUUCCGAUACUGACUCCGCCCCGUUCUGAUACUGACUCCGCUCCGUUCAGAUACUGACUCCGCUCCGUUCCGAUACUGACUCCGCUCCGUUCAGAUACUGACUCCGCUCCGUUCAGAUACUGACUCCGCUCCGUUCCGAUACUGACUCCGCUCCGUUCCGAUACUGACUCCGCUCCGUUCCGAUACUGACUCCGCUCCGUUCCGAUACUGACUCCACCCCAUUUUAAAUACAUGCUGACCACGCCCAUUCCUAGACACAUUGACUUCGCCCCUUCCUGAUGUAAAUUGCUGUGACCCAUGCUGACCCCGCACCUUUCUGUUGCAUGCUGAUUCUUGUGGCGUGACCUCUGACCCUGCCCUGUUCCAACUGGACCUACUGUUCCGCCCUGUUGUUAUGCAUUCUGACGCACACUCUGGCAGAGUUUCAGUCCGGUUUGAAGUACAGACUUGCCCCUAUUUUGUAUAAAUAUUAAUGAACUCCUGACAUCUACAGGUCAUGACCAAUUUUUGGAGCACGCUCCAUUUUAAUACAUACCAACCAUGUUCCAUAUUUAAUACAUACUGACCAGACGCUGUUACUGCACAAUCUGUCCCAGAAGCUCGAUCCGAACUAUCAGCUCAUUUAAACAUGAUCUACAAAAAAAUUGUUCCUGGAGUAAAUCUAUUUAUUAAAAUUAUUAGUCUUAGCAUUGUUUUCAAAUGACCGAAGUGCAUUCAACGGUGAUUUAUAUUUUGUUUUUAUAACCAGAAAUCACCUUGAAGAUUAGGAAUGUGUUUGUCGAGGGAACCCUGCCCGUCUGGAAGUAUUUCCUUUAGCGCCUGUACUUACGCCGUGAUGUCGUUGCGGAUCGUUCUCCCUGGACAGAUUCUGUCAUGACGCAUCAUUCUUUACAAAUUGACUCCGCCCCUUUCUGAUGCAAAUUGCCCAUGCUGUGACCUAUGCUGACCCUGCACCUUUCUGUUGCAUGCUGAUUCUUGUGGUAUGACCUCUGACCCUGCCCUGUCCCAACCGGACCUACGGCUCCGCCCUGUUGUUAUGCAUUCUGAAUCACACUCUGGCCCAGUUUUAGUCCGGUUUGUACAGUCAUCCUUCAUGUGACGCAGGAGAUUUUCAUUCAUUUACACAGAGUUAAUGAAGCAUAACAUAAUCAAUCCUGUUUUUCACCAUUAUUUCCUUUAAUUGGAGAUCAUUUAAAGCAACACAGAGUUUCCCAGUGCUAACUGGAAGAACUGGACUGGAACUGAGUUGAUCCUCACCUGACAUCCAUCACCUUCUCCCUGUGGUUGUGUUUCUGUGUCAAACUUUUUCAAAUAAAAUCCAAAAUGUCU
Xiphophorus couchianus (Monterrey platyfish) is the source of this 5254-nucleotide messenger RNA. It is a transcript of the gene nyap2a, whose product is annotated as neuronal tyrosine-phosphorylated phosphoinositide-3-kinase adaptor 2a. The record is from RefSeq and is a predicted model, not a curated record. Gene Ontology annotation, biological process: phosphatidylinositol 3-kinase/protein kinase B signal transduction; neuron projection morphogenesis. Lineage: Eukaryota; Metazoa; Chordata; Actinopteri; Cyprinodontiformes; Poeciliidae. Bases 398 to 2218 code for a protein of 606 amino acids. The transcript has 7 exons.